Messenger RNA from Tilletiaria anomala UBC 951, 516 nucleotides. RefSeq lists its product as uncharacterized. Bases 1 to 516 code for a protein of 171 amino acids. Lineage: Eukaryota; Fungi; Basidiomycota; Exobasidiomycetes; Georgefischeriales; Tilletiariaceae. The record is from RefSeq and is a predicted model, not a curated record. The transcript has 3 exons.
AUGUCAGCUGCAGGUUUAGAUUCAGCAGCCGGCUACUUGCAGGAGCCCACCGCACACGGCGCUGUAGUCCCUUCGCCUGCGCCUGCGCAAGAGAAGACGCACACCGUCGGAUACCAGUCCCUUCCCCAAGGUGAGGAGACUGACCCAGGCGGACAACCUGGGGGGAAGCACGUUAUUGCGGGGUGUAAAUGCCAUUCCACGUCAUCGGCCAAGCAAAUGGCGACGAUGCGCUCAUAUCUGAAGCCAACAAGAGUGCCCACGCUGACGAGCUCCACCCUUGUCUCGUUGCUCGCGCUCUUCUGGAAACACAACUCGUUCCCGCUCAAUCUGGCCUUGCUCGUGCUCCUCGGCCUACUUGAGAGUUUGAGCUUGACUAGCCACGUCAGACACCCAGACCUGACCAAGCUUGGCUCGGGCCUCCUCGUCCUCGGCGGUGCCGGCUCCGAAAAGCGCUCAUCCACUCAAGAUCCACCGACCUCAUCUCCGCAGCCGGUGGCUCGCCCCUCCUGUGCCUAA